GGCCGGCCCGGCCACGCCAGUCAGUCAGCGAGAGACGUACGUAGAGUGAGGAGCAGCUGCAGGAGUAGCGGCAGGACGCUGCAGGGCCCGCCGGUGCCUGGAACAGGACAUCAGGGACACAACUUCAGACCAUCCCAAGAGUCGAGGCAACUGGCCCACCCCGCAACCAGCGUCGCCAUGGCCGUCCCACGCAGCGGCUAAACUCCAACCACCAGGAUCCAACCCAACAGAACCGGCUGACUACAACCAAGACAGUACAAAUCAGUGAUAAACAGGAACUUAAGGAACGUUAGGGAAGAACAGAACUUUCAGCAAGUACGGAACUGGUGGUACUCUUAGAUUAAUUGUGUAACAGACCAAGUAGGGAACAAACAGUGAAACAAACGGUUCAAAACUAUUGCAAGCAAGCUCCUACACCCCCCCAGUGAGUGCGCCAGCCGCAUCAACUUCAGUUCGUCUCAGCCUGUCGGAAUACUGCAGCCGGUAUGCUGUGCUCAGUGGCGAUGCCCGCCGACUACGAGGUGCCCGCCUUUCACCGGCCGUCCCCGGUGCGCCGGCCCGCCUCCCUGAACCUGGCCGUCAACAUCACGCCCCUGAGCGCGCCCCGGCCCAUCCUGGUGGUGCGGCCGGAGGGCGCCGAGCAGCCCGCCGUCGAGGAGCAGAAGGCCCCCGUCGAGCUGUCGUCGCCCACCCGCAGCAAGAAGAAGGUCGUCUUCGCCGACGCCGCCGGGAAGCAGCUCACUCACGUCAAGAUCUUUGAGCAGGUCAUGACGGAGCCCUCGUUCGCGCCCCCGCGGUGGAGCAUGGCCUUCCUGGCGCAGGUGACGCGCGGCGCCGCGGCCGAGGUGUCCCCCGAGCCCUGGGAGCUGACGUUCGCGCAGCCCGCCUCCGACUACCUGCCCUUCCGGGGGAAGCUGGACCGCGAGAACGUGAGCCUGGAGAACGUGAUCGUCCGGGAGGCGGAGCAGGUCGUGGUCGGCACCGUCAAGGUGCGGAACCUGGCCUUCCAUAAAGAGGUCCUGGUGCGGUCGACGUCCGACGACUGGGCGACGCACGAGGACGCGUACUGCACGUACGUGAACAACGGGCCCUGCGCGGCGGGCGUGCCGGUCCUGUACGACACCUUCUCGUUCAGGCUGGCGCUGCCGCCCCAGUCCAGGAAGCUCGAGUUCUGUGUCCGGUUCCGCGCCGAGGGGCACAGCCAGGACUUCUGGGACAGCAACGGGGGCAAGAAUUACGUACUCCUCAAGAAGAGCUCGCCGCACAACCCGGUGCCCCAGCUGCAGUACACCAGCCCGACGGUGGACGAGCUCACGUCGAAGAUCGGAGGCCUUGCAGUACAUCACAUCCGCCCAAUGAGCCCACCCAAGCAGAACGAUAUCUACGCCAAGGUGGAUUCUUGGUCAGAGUUCGCUUCAUGGGAUCAUCUGAGUAUGGAUGGGCCUUAUUGGUGAAGGUCUAGUGUCAGCUCCCCCAUCUCGCAGACAAGCAGCCAGGAUGCACAUCGAGAAACAAGUGUUGGUGUACGGCCUGUAGGCCUGUCUGCAGUCGCUCUCAUCCAUCCAGUCGACUAGACCCUUUUUGUGAUAUCACCCACCAUGAAUUGUACAUAAUUCAUCAUAGCAAUGUAUCAAUUUCACUUGAAAGACUGAUUUUUAGGCAUAAACCAUAGGUAAUCACUCCAGUUCAUGUAUGAAAUUGAGUGGUAAUGUGAUCUGAAUGGGCGAUUUUCUUGAAGUUGGACAUUAGAGUUUACUCCUUGUUACCUCCAAACUGUCAUAUGUGCAUGUGUGUACCCCUUCCAGAACCUUACUUGACUUUGUUGUGAAGAACUCAAUGUGGUUCAUUAAAAUUUUGUUACAUAGGUACUUAAUUUGUACACAUUGAAUCACUUGUAUUCUUUAGACAUUUUCAAGGGUCAAUAUUUAUGGUCCAUCAUUUUUUAGACUUUAUCGAUUACAAUACUGAAAUAUUUUAUUUUCAAAGUAAGCUGACUGCGGGCGAAGACUGAUUAAUAUGAUGAUAUAAUUAGAAUUGGUGUUGUUCAUUCAAAUGUGGCAUAGGUCUUUGAUUUCCACAUCUUGUCUCAGAAUGGCUAAUAUUUCACUUUUAAAUAAUUUGAUUUCUUUAUUUUAUUUGUGACUGUGAUAUGUGAAAGUUAUUUGUGAAGCAGACUAAAUAGUCGAAGUUUAAAUACUAAUGAAGUUAAAAGCAAUUUUCAUGAAAUGACUUAGACGUUUGUACUUCUUCACUGUUAAUUUAAAUUAGCCAUUCCAGAGGUUGAAAAUUUUGUCAAGCAUACAGAUUAGGGGCUUGAGCCCUCAGUCGUUGUUAUUUAAUAGGACUUGCUAAUGUAGGCCAUUGUUCUUGCUUGUUAGGGGCCGUGGUUAUUAGAACACUGUACGUAUGCAUACAGCUGGCUUUGGAUGUGCCAUUACAGUAACUCUUGUGCCAUUAACUUUCAAAUGUUUUGUUCUGAGGUGGUAUUGCUUGUUUUGUUGAUGUUAAAGGCAAUAGUUUUCCUUGGUUUUAUUAAGUGUUACAUAUUAAUCUAAGGGGUGAGUUUUGAGAUAAUUGUAUCUCAUGAGGCAAAACUAAUUUUUAAUUUGUCCAUGUUUUAAUGGUUUUUUUUUUUCUUGAUGUCUGCGUAUUGAAUCAUUUUAUUGUUAACAAUUGUUUUGCCGUGUAAAUUUUGUAUGACUGGACUGCAAUAAUUUAUCUCUAGUCAGUAAUUUAACAAAAUAUUGCCAUAAUGCCAUAUUUUUAUACAGUCACUUCCAUUGUUUCCCCAUCUUUUAAUGAAAUGAGAGAUUUUUUAAUUGAUAAGUAGAGAUGUUUUUAGAUGACUAAGGUUUUUAAGAAUUCAUGAAAAUAAAAGUUUUCAAUAUUUAA
Frankliniella occidentalis (western flower thrips) is the source of this 2892-nucleotide messenger RNA. It is a transcript of the gene Gbs-70E, whose product is annotated as protein phosphatase 1 regulatory subunit 3C. The record is from RefSeq and is a predicted model, not a curated record. Gene Ontology annotation, biological process: regulation of glycogen biosynthetic process. The transcript is spliced from 6 exons. Gene Ontology annotation, molecular function: protein phosphatase 1 binding; glycogen binding. Bases 486 to 1454 code for a protein of 322 amino acids. Gene Ontology annotation, cellular component: protein phosphatase type 1 complex. NCBI's taxonomy places the organism in Eukaryota, Metazoa, Arthropoda, Insecta, Thysanoptera, Thripidae.